UCAUCCACAAUACUUCAUGCUUCGCCUCAUCUCUACCACAACCACAAUCAGACACUUUCUACAUACAUCAAUAUUCCGUCGUAGAGAUAGGCAAAGCACACCAGGCCAUUAGAGGGAGAGGCUCUUCAUUUUUCUCUCAAAGACCGGAACACGAGUUAGAACUCACAAUGUCGAGCGAGUGAUGGGAACACCAUAAAGAUUAAAGCUUAAAAGGGCUCGCUCAAGCUGUGCCCGUCUGAGAGAGUGCAACAAGUGGCGAGAUCCCAACUUCUCUCACCAACAAUCCUCUGUUCCGUACACUAUCCGCGCAUAGUUGCAGAAGCUUCAGUACCACGAACUCUUUCCCUUUCACUGACCUAACUUCGAUCGCUUCAACCAAAACUGUAACCCCUCCCUCUUCGACUAUGGCAAUUCUGGCCUCUGGAAUUGUAGCUAAGCUGCUCAAAACCACCAUCGCCUUCUCCGUCAAAUCUCUCCCCUGUUCUGAAAUCAAGUCCACCAGCGGUUUCAUGGCUCUUGCAUUAACAACCUUCUCUUUGUUAUGUUUCAUAGAACAGAGCUUGUAGAGCGUCGUAAGCGCGUCUUUCUUCCCUCGAUUUGAUCUGUUCAAGAGCAAAGAGACUAACGGCAGGAUCACUUUGCAAGCACUGAUUGAAAACCUUGUUGUCUUUAAUUAAUGAGAGGCUGAGUAGAGCCUGCUUCGACGUCGUGGAACUGGUCAUUUGAUUCUCUAUGAUUUCUGGAAUUGUUAUUUUGGUCAGGGGUUUGUGUCGAGAAGACGAUAAAGGAGCUAAAUAAGCUUCGGGGUGAACCAGCAAGGACACCAAAAUUUUCUUGUACAUGGCCAUGAUGUUUUAAUCAUGGAAGGGAAGAUAACCAAUAAUCAAAACAAACAAAAUUACUCUUUAGGAUCAGAUAUCCAUUUGUUGGUUAAAUAAAUUUUAAGAGAAAAAGGGCAAGAAAAAGAAAAUAAAAAAAAUUUAAUAAGGUAUUUUGAUAAUUUAAUGCUUUCCAUCAUCUUAUUUAAGGGGGGUCUUUGUCUAAUGGCUAAAGUACAGGGGGACUUUGUCACUAACCAAGGGGGUCUUUAUAAUUUACCAAUUUAUCCAAAAUUGUAUCUGGCAUUUUUAAAUUUUGGCUUCCCCGCUGGUAAUAACUGUGAAGGGUUGAGGGGUCGUAGACGUCUGUAGACAGCGGUCGAUCUCUUUAUCCUCAAUUAUGAUGUUUCCUUUGUUUUAUCGUUCUAUACAUCCGAUGUUAACACUGCACUCUCGAGUCUCCCGCAAAUUUUCUCUGCAAGCAGCUGUUUCAAGUGGCCCCCAGGAAUUCCGUUGUUCUUCUAUAACUUCAACGAGGAUUCGCAACUUAAAUGGCGCAGUUAGGGCAUUGAAGUUGGAAAAGCCCCGAAGCUUCUAUGGGGACUCUGUAAUUGUUGCCGAUGACGACAAGUACGGGAACAAGCAGGUUAUUAGUGUUACACCUCAGCUUUACAAAUACAUACUUGCCAACGUUCGCGAGCCAGAGAUCCUGCGCGACCUUCGGGAGGAGACUACGACCAUGCGAGGGAGUCAGAUGCAGGUAUCUCCUGAUCAGGCUCAAUUGCUUGCUAUGCUUGUCCAACUUAUUGGGGCAAAACGAUGCAUUGAAGUUGGAGUUUAUACUGGUUAUUCAUCAUUGGCUAUUGCCUUGGUCCUACCAGAAUCAGGUUAUUUGGUUGCAUGUGAAAGAGAUGAAAAAUCUCUUGAGGUUGCAAAAAGGUACUACAAGCGAGCUGGUGUUUCUCACAAGGUGGAUGUGAAACAUGCCCUAGCAGCUGAUAGUUUAAAAUCCAUGAUUUUGAAUGGAGAAGCUUGCAGCUAUGAUUUUGCAUUUCUUGAUGCUGAGAAAAGAAAAUACCAUGAAUAUUUUGAGUUACUAUUGCAACUGGUGAGGGUUGGUGGCAUGAUUGUGGUUGAUAAUGUUCUGUGGCAUGGAAAAGUUGCUGAUCCACUGGUAAAUGACCCAAAGACAAUCAGCAUUAGAAAUUUCAAUAAAAAUAUAAUGGAGGAUAAUCGCAUCAACAUUAGUAUGGUGCCUAUUGGAGAUGGUAUCACAAUAUGCCGCAAAUUGUAACAAGUUAAAAGGAUCUGAGGGCCUUGAAUGAUUCAAUGGGGGAGUAAUUCUUAAAUUUGGAAACUAAGCAAUUCCUACUUCAAAAGGCUACUGUUCACUUGGAGAAUGUUUAUUUCUGAAACUGCAUAAAACUUCCUAACUGAAACAUAGGAAUGCAGGUUUGAUGCCCAGAUAAAUUUUGAUUAAAUGUAGAAACCACCUUGAUGAGAUGUGAAAUUGGGAAUGAUUGAAUAGGAUGCUGUUCAGCCUUUAGUUCCUCUUGCUGUUUAAGAUGAUAGUUAUGGAAAUGGCAAUGUGCUUAGUAAUUCCACUCAAUAAAACCUAUACAACAUCUUUUCUUUC
Messenger RNA from Nelumbo nucifera (sacred lotus), 2454 nucleotides. The record is from RefSeq and is a predicted model, not a curated record. Lineage: Eukaryota; Viridiplantae; Streptophyta; Magnoliopsida; Proteales; Nelumbonaceae.